AUGAAGACUCUAAUUCUGUUGGCAUUGCUUGGCUUUGUACUGGCCCUUAGCUUGGCUAUUCCAUUCAACGGAGAUACUGCUGAAGCAUAUGAUGCUGAAAGUAACGAUCUUGCGGGGGACGUCCAAGCAGACGAAAAAGAAGGGUAAGAAAUAGAAGAAAGACACGUAGCCUGUUUCAUUGAUGCAGUUACUUACAGAUUUUCAAAGACUUAAUUGUAGCUUAUCUGUAAUGGCUAAAAAUGUACUCAUUUUCAAUUCCAUGAUACGUAUGUGUCCUUUUUCAUUGCUCUCCAAACAGUCCUACGUUUAAGUGAUUACAUCGAGGUUACAGUUGUUGAGGCCCCAACACAGAAUUCAAACAAACGAAAACGCUUUGUCAAAAUGUAUAUAUUUUUUUCAUAAAGUAACGUUUUUCAUCCAGCAAAUAAGUUAUGAACCCGGCAGGGUAAUUUUCUUUUCAUUAUAGUGUAUUUGCCCUUUGUUAAAUCUCUAGCUAAAACAAGGAUAAUUUGGUAUUGUCAUAUAAAAAAUAUAUAAUUAUAUAAAAACUUAUUUCACUAGAUCGCCAACAAAGCACAUAAAUAAUGAUUUCGGCUGUGAGGACCUGCGUCGGUCUGCCACGUUCCCCACGUAGCCUUCUUUAAUGGUAGAUCGGUAAAUCACGAUAAUUAUAGCCUUUGCCGAAUAGUUACACAAAAAGGUAUUGUUUCCUGUUUGAUUAUUUGGAUGCAUGAAUAGAGUUUGCAACAAACAAUGGAAACAAAUUUCCAGUUAAUACAAAAAUAAGUAUCAUAUCAUAAACAUUAAAUAUCGAAUAUCAAUUUCGUUUGCUUAAACAGCAGCAACAAAGACAUGAACCACAGUAACGAAAACGAAGAAGACCAAGAAGACGAUGACGAAAAUGUUUAUGCUGUACGGCAAGUAGACGAUGAUGACGAGGGAGGGGAGAACGAAGAUGAGAAUGCAAACGCUUUGAUCAAGCCAGGAAAUGAAGUUGAAGAUCCUAUCUGGCCUCUUCUCAUUGGUCGC
This is a messenger RNA of Porites lobata, 1029 nucleotides long. The record is from the annotation of a GenBank genome assembly. NCBI's taxonomy places the organism in Eukaryota, Metazoa, Cnidaria, Anthozoa, Scleractinia, Poritidae.